Messenger RNA from Dracunculus medinensis (Guinea worm), 942 nucleotides. NCBI's taxonomy places the organism in Eukaryota, Metazoa, Nematoda, Chromadorea, Rhabditida, Dracunculidae. The record is from the annotation of a GenBank genome assembly.
AUGCUAUUACAUACCAAUCUAUUUCGACAGAGGAAAACAGAAUUGCGAGGUCACGUGGAGUUCAUAGAAGCAGCUUUAAAAAAUUUGGAAAGUUUUGGUUUGCAUAAGGAUCUCGAGACUUAUAAAGAACUUUUAAAUAUUUUUCCCAAAGGAAAGAUGGUGCCUCAAAAUAUCUUUCAGAGGAUAUUUUUGCAUUAUCCGAUGCAGCAGAUUUGUUGUGUUAAGCUUCUUGAUCAAAUGGAGUGGUUCGGAGUUCAGCCAGACAGAGAAUUGUAUGAUUUUGUCGUUAAUGCAUUCGGUGACUGGAAUUUUGCAACAAAAAAAAUUAAACGAAUGAUGUAUUGGAUGCCAAAAUUGAAAAAUACCAAUAAAUAUCUUGAUCGGCGUCACAUUGAAGGGAAAGAUUUAUCUCGCGUGCAGCUAGCAUUCAUCGCUCUCAAAAUGAUGGCUAGAGAUCCUGGGACAUCGAUUUCCUAUGUUAAAGUCAGUGGCGUAGAUGUCGAUGAAAAUGUUCGAUGGUUGAUCUCAGCACAAAGUGUUUCACAAAAAAGGCUUAUUGAGGAAAUCAAGCCUAAAACUACUAUUUAUAUUGAUGGACCGAAAUUAGUUUAUGUAAUGGAUCACCAGGUUGAAUAUGUGACAAUGACAAUGGAUCCUCGCUUGGAUUUUUUCGAUAAUUUUAGAAAAGAGUCUGACAAUAAUUUUGAAAAUUGGCAUAUGACUUGGGAAGCCAAUCGAUGGUCAAAAAGAGAAAGCACUAUUCAUGAACAAAAAGACGAAACAAUAUUAGGCCUUGCUGUUCUUGGUGUUGCAAAUCGAGCUUUUGCAACUGCGUGGAUUAAUCAUCUGCAAGAAGCGGCUUCUUUAAUAAAUGAUGCAAAUGUACUAUUUCGUAUUAAGGAAGGUUUAUCUUUAGUUAUCAAUCCGAGUAGUAGUAAUUGA